This is a messenger RNA of Amblyraja radiata (thorny skate), 748 nucleotides long. RefSeq names its product guanine nucleotide-binding protein G(I)/G(S)/G(O) subunit gamma-5. Gene Ontology annotation, cellular component: heterotrimeric G-protein complex. The record is from RefSeq and is a predicted model, not a curated record. Gene Ontology annotation, biological process: G protein-coupled receptor signaling pathway. Gene Ontology annotation, molecular function: G-protein beta-subunit binding. The coding region runs from base 120 to 326 and encodes 68 amino acids. Lineage: Eukaryota; Metazoa; Chordata; Chondrichthyes; Rajiformes; Rajidae. The transcript is spliced from 3 exons.
CGCGGCGCAGCGGAGGCGUGAGAAAGAGAGAGACUGGAGCGGAACAGAGCAGAGCAGAGAAGAGAGAGGAAGAGAGGCUUUGUGUUCGGCGCCCGGGGAGAGAGGAGAGAGGAGCCGAGAUGUCGGCCACCGCCACUGUGACCAGCACCAGGAAGCUGGUGGAGCAACUGCGCUGUGAGGUCGGCAUCAAGCGGCUGAAGGUAUCCCAGGCAGCAACGGACCUGAAGCAGUUUUGUCUGCAGAAUGCACCACAGGAUCCAUUACUGACAGGAAUACAUCCCAACACCAAUCCCUUCCGGCCUUUCAAGCCCUGCUUGAUACUCUAACUGCAAAUGGCAUUCCACUUUCUCUUGGUUUUUAGGCUCUUCAGUGGAAAUUGAAUUCACCCUCGGUGAAUGUCCUGCAAAACAAUGAAGAUGUUUACACUAAUCCUGACUCUCAGUGGCCUUGAAACCAAUGGACAAGCCAUGUUGGAUCUUUAUAAGAAGCCUCUUAAAAUCUGUGCCAACUUUCUCCACUGUCACUUUGUAAAUUGGCUGCUCUUUGAUACUGAUUUUAAACCUAGCUCAUUGCUUCAAUGACGUUUUGUAGGUACAAUUUUAGUUGCUUGUCCAACAUACUCUUUCUAAGAACAUUGGACACUGGUAAUGAUGUAUUAAUAACUAUCUGACAAGUAUUUUAUGAUUAAGACCAUUUUGAAAGGAUACUGUAUAUACUAGUGUACGAGAUUGAAACACUUUUUUCCCCC